Molecule: messenger RNA, 475 nt
Organism: Euleptes europaea (tarantolino)
Lineage: Eukaryota; Metazoa; Chordata; Lepidosauria; Squamata; Sphaerodactylidae
Gene: TMEM18
Product: transmembrane protein 18
Exons: 5
Coding region: 1-414 (137 amino acids)
Cellular component (GO): nuclear membrane
Source: RefSeq, a predicted model, not a curated record
AUGGAAGCCCCCGGGCGGGUCCCGGUCGGUGUCGCGAGGAUCUUGACGGACACAGACUGGUCUGAACCAUGGCUCAUAGGGCUGGUCUUCUUCCAUGCAGCAUGCCUAUGUCUCACUUACCUUUCAUUUCACCACUACCGCCUGCAAAUAGGACAUUUUCUCUCCCUCAUGAUCCUGGUGUUCUGUGCCGAGUACAUCAAUGAAGCUGCUGCUGCAAACUGGAGAUUGUUCUCAAAGCACCAGUACUUCGAUUCAAGAGGAAUGUUUAUUUCGAUAAUAUUUUCGGUACCCUUGCUGCUAAAUGCCAUCAUAAUUGUGAUUGCAUGGGUUUAUAAAACGCUGAAUGUAAUGACUGAACUAAAGACCUUGCAGCAGAAAAGGAAAGCAAGAAAAGAAAAUAAGAAAAGUAAAUGAAUCAAUUUUUCUUCAGGAAUUUUCUUCGGAACUGCUAUACUGUUGUCAUUCACAGUGUGGG